UGCCAGGCGGAAGCGCAGGGGGCGCAUCCCGGCGGACGCGCGUCCAGAGUUUCCCUCUGCCGAGCGGGGACCUGAGCCGCGGCACAAGAAUGGGGAACAGUGCCCUCCGAGCUCAUGUGGAAACCGCGCAGAAAACGGGUGUCUUUCAGCUCAAGGACCGUGGGCUGACAGAGUUCCCCUUAGACUUACAGAAGCUGACGAGCAAUCUCAGGACCAUCGACUUGUCCAACAACAAGAUCGACAGCCUGCCGCCUCUGCUGAUCGGGAAGUUCACGCUGUUGAAGAGCCUCUCCCUGAACAACAACAAACUGACUGUUCUGCCUGAUGAGUUAUGCAAUCUGAAAAAACUAGAGAUGCUAAUCCUAAACAACAAUCACCUGAGAGAGCUGCCAUCUACCUUUGGGCAACUCUCUGCUCUCAAGACCCUGAGCCUCUCUGGGAACCAACUCCGAGCACUGCCCCCCCAACUUUGUAGCCUUCGGCACCUGGAUGUGAUGGAUCUCUCUAAGAACCAGAUUCGGAGUAUACCUGACUUUGUGGGGGAGCUGCAGGUCAUCGAACUCAACCUCAACCAGAACCAGAUAUCGCAGAUCUCAGUGAAGAUAUCAUGCUGUCCUCGGCUCAAAGUUCUUCGUCUGGAAGAGAACUGUCUUGAGCUCAGCAUGCUUCCGCAGAGUAUCCUUAGUGAUUCUCAGAUCUCUCUGCUUGCUGUAGAAGGCAAUCUUUUUGAGAUAAAGAAGCUUCGAGAACUGGAAGGCUAUGAUAAGUACAUGGAAAGGUUCACAGCCACCAAGAAGAAGUUUGCAUGAUGUUCUCCGGGAGCAUGGGAACCUUAUAGGACACUAACUGGGAACCUGGCUGAGUCAAAGGCUCCUGCCCUUGUCAAGGAUACCUGCAGUAAGGAGCGAGCUGACACUCCGGGAGAUAUUUCACUCAACAAGCAUCACUUCAGAUGAGCUAAGAGGAAAAGAUCAAGACAUGGGAAGGGUCCUCCAUUUGGAAUCAUGGAUAGGGCAAUGGGCAAUGCUGAUCUUUAAAGUCAUCAUUUGUUAGGCUUGAAGAAAUCAGAAGCUAGUUGCUAUUUGUAUAGUGAGGGGGUGCUGCCUAGUUACAAAAUAGCUCAACGCCACAGCUCGAAAUUUCAGUUUCAGUUUUAAAGUGUGAGCUUUCAUAAAGUCAACUGCCAUUCCAUCUCUGUUAACACUUCAUCUGUCUAUGAAAUUCAAAGUUUGUGUAGGCUGCUCUGGUUAAUUGAAGGGUUUGUGAUUUUAUUCCUGUCCAUCAGUUGUCUGUAGAAUUUAGGAUGUACCUAAAUAAUAUGGGACUGUCUGUCGGGACUCAAUGUGUGCUUUGUCAGAGAAGCAUCAGACAACACUAAGAGAUGCUCCCCAAGGCUGCAGCAGUAAACUUUUUACUAUUGCAGGUGCCUUAUUAGUAGAGGUCUCUGAAGAGAGAAAACCAUAUAUGCAAAACUUGUAAAAUAAAAGGAAUUUUAAUAAUCAAGAUCUUCCUGAAUUUUUGUUAAAAACAAUGUCUUAUUUCCCUUUCCUCUUUUUGUAUUUAUAACUCUACUAAUCCAACUACCUAUCAAGAAACUAUUGCUACAAUAUUUUAAAACAAUCAAUGUUUAUCAAGUUUAUUCUCUGGGUGAGAGAAUAUACUAAAUAAAGAAUUUUUAAUGAA
Molecule: messenger RNA, 1683 nt
Organism: Echinops telfairi (small Madagascar hedgehog)
Lineage: Eukaryota; Metazoa; Chordata; Mammalia; Afrosoricida; Tenrecidae
Gene: LRRC57
Product: leucine rich repeat containing 57
Exons: 6
Coding region: 90-809 (239 amino acids)
Molecular function (GO): protein binding
Source: RefSeq, a predicted model, not a curated record